GUGCAGUUUUCAAUUGUGUGCGUAAUUGCGUGACGGAAGUUCUGAAAAAUUUACAAAACUACGACAAUUCAAAUCGCAGUAAAGCAAUAAAUAUUAUAAAAUGGGUUCUAGAAACGAAUGUCGCAUUUAUGUUGGAAAUCUGCCGCCAGAUAUUCGCACCAAGGAUAUCCAAGAUCUUUUCCACAAGUUUGGCAAAGUAACAUUUGUCGAUUUGAAGAAUCGGCGUGGUCCGCCAUUUGCUUUUGUUGAAUUCGAAGACGCGCGAGAUGCCGAUGAUGCAGUUAAGGCUCGCGAUGGAUAUGACUAUGAUGGGUAUCGCCUUCGUGUUGAGUUUCCUCGCGGAGGCGGUCCAGGCAGCUAUCGCGGCAACAAUCGCAACGACCGCAGCCGCGAUGGUGGUGGAAGGAUGGGUGGCCGUGGACCACCAGCUAAACGUUCACAAUAUCGCGUAAUGGUGACGGGGCUGCCUGGAUCUGGUUCAUGGCAAGACCUUAAGGAUCACAUGCGUGAAGCGGGAGACGUUUGUUUUGCUGACACCUACAAGGAUGGCUCUGGAGUUGUAGAGUUCUUGCGUCACGAGGACAUGAAGUACGCCAUUAAGAAGCUGGACGAUUCUCGUUUCCGCUCACAUGAGGGAGAAGUCGCCUAUAUACGGGUGCGCGAAGACAGCGGUGAUAAUGAACGCGGUGGUGGGGGUGGCGGAGGAGGCGGUGGAAGCCGCGAUUAUCGUGAUAGGUCGCGUUCACGUUCGUUCUCAUCCCGACCACGUCGGCGCGGCACACCAACAUAUUCCCCAGUGCGUCGUCAAUCCUAUUCCAGGUCUCGCUCACGCUCUAAUUACUAAAUUAUACAAUCAUUAUCCAUUAAUCUAAAAAUUUCUUACGAGCAGGAAAAAUUAGGAAACACAAACUAUAACUAACUAUCAAGAACCAUCAAUUCCCGCCCCAUUAAUAAUUACACUUACUGUUUGUUUAAUUAUGCAAGAAAACUGAUUGUCAAGUGAUUGAUUGCUAGAUCAAGCAAUUAAUAAUCAAUAUACAACCUGAACUCAAGACUGGAGAAAUCCGUUGCGAAUUGAAAAUUAGGAAUGCAGGCAGCAGUAAUAUUUGCUUCACUUUUACUGCAAAGAAAAUUUUCUUAAAUUAUUCAAAUGCAUACAAAAAAUACAAAAACAUAUUUGACAAAUUUAAUUUAAAACAAUAAUUAUAAUUCUAGGGCAAACAUUGUAACAUUUGGUUGCAUAUUUUAUUAGAAUUUAUUUCCCUUCAAACUUAACAAAAAAGAAACCGCAUCUAAUAUUAAUAAAAUAUAUAUGUAAAACAAAUGAAAUGAAUAAGAAUCAGAACACAACAAUUUUUAUUGCGAACAAUUUUACAAAUUAUUAAUAUUUCAUUUUAUUUUCUUCUCUUCCCAAUUUUUGCGCGUUUAUGUUUGGAGUAUAAUGAGGAUUGUUGGAGAAGGAGGAAGGAUAAGGAUGAGGAUGAGGAGAAAGGAUAAUUUUGAUAAUGAUGAUGUGAAGUGUAAUGUGGAUUUGGAAAAAAAAUUGGUUGUGGUGUCAGGAUAUUUGGAAAGCGUAAAUUGUGUGUUAUAUAAAUAAUAUAUCAGGAAACAAAAGGAUUUGGAUAUUAGGAAUCAUAAAGGAUUCGGAUUUAGGCAUUAUAUUUCAUACUUACGCGAAUGCGAAUAAAAUGUAAAACGCUAGGACAACGUGGGAUACAAUUUCCCACUGCGCUCGAGCUGUAAACAUGAUGGACAUGCAUUGAUUGAGUGUAAUCUCCUUGCUCUUAAACUGUUUGGAAACCCUUCAGUGCGCCUCACUCGUUACAUCUUUUGGGUUUAUGUGUGUUUCGAUUUGGAUUAAAGUCGUUUUAAGUGGGUAUAAGAGAUUGUCAAUUAUUAAUUUGGACGAUAAUGAACCAGUGCACAUGGACAGGAUAUGCAAGGAUUUUGGAAACGCAUCCCUUCGUGCUUCUUCACUUCAGCAUUCGUUUUACAUCGGAUUAGGAACUAAAUUCGCAUUUCACUACAUUCACUUUGGAUACCGUUUACUCACAUACCUCACCAUGUUUCGUGGCCUUUGCGCCCAUAUUAAUGGAAUUUCCGCAUCAUCCAACGUUGUCUUGCGCCCAACGCUGGAUAGUGCCCGGUCCUUGUGAUCUUCCUCUAUCUCUGACUGUGGUAUGUUCGAAUUAUGCGACCUAGCAACUGUUUUGAGUUUUAUCUGUUUACCUUUUACAUAAUCAAAAUAUUUGAAAAUUUAACACUUGUCGUCUUAACUGAUGUUACAACCAACUUAUGGUGAAUUAGACGCUUAAUGUAUACUGUAUACUUAUAAGAAAUAUCUUAUAUAAAACAGUUACC
Molecule: messenger RNA, 2361 nt
Organism: Drosophila albomicans
Lineage: Eukaryota; Metazoa; Arthropoda; Insecta; Diptera; Drosophilidae
Gene: SF2
Product: serine/arginine-rich splicing factor 1
Exons: 4
Coding region: 101-844 (247 amino acids)
Cellular component (GO): cytoplasm; ribonucleoprotein complex; nucleus
Molecular function (GO): mRNA binding
Source: RefSeq, a predicted model, not a curated record